This is a messenger RNA of Choloepus didactylus (southern two-toed sloth), 942 nucleotides long. Its product is annotated as testisin-like. Bases 1 to 942 code for a protein of 313 amino acids. The record is from RefSeq and is a predicted model, not a curated record. Lineage: Eukaryota; Metazoa; Chordata; Mammalia; Pilosa; Megalonychidae. Gene Ontology annotation, biological process: proteolysis. Gene Ontology annotation, molecular function: serine-type endopeptidase activity. The transcript is spliced from 6 exons.
AUGGGCGCGCGGGGCGCGCGGCUGCUGCUGUGGCUGCUGCUGAGCCGCGUCGGGCUCGGGGGCGCGGGUUCCGAGGAGCUGGCGGUGCUCUCAGCGCCGUGCGGCCAAGUGGAGACCACAGGGCGCGUGGUGGGCGGAGAGGCAGCGCUCCUCGGGCGCUGGCCGUGGCAGGGCAGCCUGCGCCUCCAGGGCAGCCACACGUGCGGAGCCAGCCUGCUGAGCCGCCGCUGGGUGCUCACGGCCGCGCACUGCUUCGAACUGUCCAACGACCCCUAUCAGUGGACGGUGCAGUUCGGCGAGCUGACUGCCUACCCGUCCCUGUGGAAUCUGCAGGCCUACUACAACCGUUACCAGGUGGAGCGUAUCAUCCUGAGCCCCAAGUACCUGGGGGCCCCUCCCUACGACAUUGCUCUGGUGAAGCUGGCCUCCUCUGUCUCCUACAAGAGUCACAUCCAGCCCGUCUGCCUCCGGGCCUCCUCCUCCGAGUUCCAGAACAGGACGGACUGCUGGGUGACCGGCUGGGGGUUCACCCAAGAGAAUAAGUCUGAGCUGGAGCCUUUCCCCAGCCUCCAGGAAGUGCAGGUCUCCAUCAUCAACGACUCCAUGUGCCUCCACCUGUACCAGCAGCCCGGCUACCAGCGCACCAUCUGGGGCGACAUCAUGUGCGCUGGUGACCCUGAAGGAGGCAAAGAUGCCUGCAGGGGCGACUCGGGCGGCCCCUUGGUCUGCGACGCCGAUGGGCUGUGGUUUCAGAUCGGAGUCGUGAGCUGGGGAGUGGGCUGUGGGCGGCCCAACCGGCCCGGGGCGUACACCAACGUCAGCGUGCACUUCAAGUGGAUCCGGGAGCUGAUGCUUAAAAGCUGCCGGCCCUGCGUCGACCCCGGCCCGCUGCUCCUGGUGCCCGUCCUGCUCUGGGCGCCCUUCCUCCUGCGGCUGCUCUGA